AUGGACCUUCAGAAUAAAGUCGAAAAACUCUCUAAGGAGAUUACGAAGCGACCGUCUGCUGGCGACGCGGGAAAGUUGUCACCAGGCUCGAAGGGGGGAAACGCGCAGGCGACGACGGGAAACGCGGAAGAAUCGGCGGGUUUGACGGGGAAGGCUCUUUAUCUGAGUCGCCUCAGGAGCGGAGCGCUGUCCUCGUCCCGAGGUUCCGCCGCAACAGGCGCUCCUAGCGGGAAAGGCGCUUCUAGCGGGAAAGGCGCCUCCUUUAGCAUGGCAGGCGCUCGUAGCGGGACAGCCGCGCAUAGCUGGACGGCCGCUCAUAGCGGGACAGGUGCUAAUAACGGAACAGGCGCUCAUAGCGCGUCCAUGGGCGGAAGGGGGAUUGGCGGCGGGUCUGGCUGGCGUGCGCGGGGUAAGGCGGAGUCGGACGGCGCUUUGGCUGGGGAGGGGGAGGAGAGGCGGAAAGAUGGGGAGGAGGAGCGGCGGAAGGAGGAGGCGGAGGUGACGCAGCGAGUAGAGGAGGAGGAGGAGAAUGGACGGCUGAGAUCUUCCCUCGAGGAGCCAGAGAAAGGCAAGGCUCUUAAAGAAAUAUCUCGGGAGUCGCCGAAGGCAGAGGCCUGUAUGGAAGAAGCGAAUGGAGCUUCAAAAGAAGAAUCGGUGAAGGAAGAAAUGAAAGCAGAAUCGAAGGGAGAUUGCAAGGAAGUAUUGAAUACUCAGACGAUUACAGGCGUUUCUCAGGAUGAGAAGGACAACUAUGAGGAGUACAAAGGGUCAUCUCUUAAGGGGGAUGAGGAGUUUCGGACAGGCGUCGAGUCUGCUAAUGCUGUACAAUCUGUUAAUGGCGAGUCUUCUAACGGGGCUGAGUUCACUAACGGAGUUGAGUCUACUAACGGGACUGAGUUCGCUAACGGGGUUGAGUCUACUAACGGGGCAGCUAACGGGGGUGAGAAUACUAACGGGGUUGAGUAUAUUAACGGGGAUGAGCCUGCUGACGGGGUGAAUUUAAGGAUGGAGUGUACAGAUGAAAUAGCAGCAGCGAAGCACGAUAGUCCUGAAAAAGGAGAGCAGCAGGGGGGGCAACAACGGGAGCAACAGCAGGAAGUGACGCAGAAAGGAGAGCUGAAAGAGAAACGGCAAGAGGAGCAGCAGCAAGCAGAGCUUACUGAAGAGAAGGAAAAGGCAAGAAAAUGGGAUACUGGAGAGGGGAGUUUGGCAUCGAGAGGGGCAAAGGAAGGAGGGGAGGUGGGAGAGUGUGGGGAAGGAGGUGGGGAGGCGGGGAAAGGGAACUUGUCAAGUACCAAGGAAGUGAGGGCGGAAGAUAAGGGGGCAGUUAAAGGGGGGCAAGGGGAAGAGCAUGAGGACGGGACAAGAGCUUGCAACGAGUCAAGAGCUUGUAGCGAAUCAGCAUUAUUUAUUGAGAUAGAUUGUAAGGAGGAUGGGGCGCAGAGUCGGGUAGAAGAAGGUGCGAAUAAGGGAAAGCAGCAAACGGAGCAGCUAGAACGAGUGGCGUCAUCACUAACUGGAGCAGUUCAUAACGAGGAUAAGUUACUGAUGGGCCAAUUGUCAAGCUCCUCGUUUGGGUCAUCCUUUGGAUCUGAACCUCCCAGCCCAUCCUCCUUCAUUUCCAAGCCUCUCUUUAAGAAACUGCCUCCUGCUAUAGCGAGUACAGAAGGGCGGGCCCAGCGAUUGAAUGUACACACCGCUGAGGAAAGUGAGCCUUCUCCUAAGGGGACUCCGAGGCAGCUUGUAAGGGGUACAGGAGCAGCAGAGGAAGGGGGGGUGAGAGGGGAGGAGGCUCGAGGGCUAAUCCGGGGUGGGUGGUUGGAGCUAGGGAGAAGGCGAGAGGAGGCGGAGAGAGGACUGAGAGAAGCCUUGAGGGCGAGAGAAGAGGCAGAGAGAGGGAAGCAGGGAGCAGAGAGGAAACGGAAGGAAGCAGAAGAGAGAAUGGUUAGGGCUUUACUGGAACGGGAUGAAGCAGAGAGAAGGAGAGAGGAAGCUGAAGGGAGGUUGGGGGAAGUGGAAGGGUUGUGGAGGGAGAGUGAGAAGGGGAGAGAGAUGGAGGGGAGGAGGAGGGAGGAGGUUGAAAGGGAGUUGGAGGAGGAGAGGAGGAGGAGGGAGGAGGCGGAGAAGGGGAGGGAGGAGGCAGAGAGGAGGAAGGGUGAGGGUGAGGAGGAGAGGGAGGAGGCUGUGAGGAGGGCGAGGGAUGUGGAGAAAGAGGGGGAGAGAGUGAGGGAGGAGGUGGAGAGAGAAAGGGGAGAAAUGGAAGGGAGGUUGGUAGCAGCAAGUAAAGCAGUGAGGGAAGCUGAGGCGAAGAGAGACGUAGCUGUAAAGGCAAUGGAGGAGGCUCAUAACGGGGAAAAAGCAGCCCUUGAGUUGAGAGACCAGGCGGUAUAUGAGAGGGAGGAGAUGGCGAGGGAAAGGGAUGAGGCCGAAAGGAGGAGGGUGGAGGAGGAAUCGAGGAGGAGGAUUGCAGAGGAGGAGUGUGAGGAGGCGAAGAGGAGGAGAGAGGUUGCUGAGAGUGCGAUAGAAGAGGCGGUAGGAGCAGCAGAGGGAGCAGAGAGAGGGAGGAAGGAAGCGGAGAGGUUGAGAGAGGUUGCAGUGAGAGAGAAGGUUGAAGCUGAGAGGGUAAUGGAAGGGGCUUUAAGGGAGAGGGAUAUGGCAUUACUGAAGGUGGAAGAAGCUGCUAAGAAGGUUCUGGAUGCUGAACGGAUGAGGAUUGAGGCUAAGCGAGUGUGGGAAGAUUCGGAUAAGAUUCGGGCAGAAGCGGAAACUGCGCAGGCUGAGGCUGAGAAAGCUCGGGCAGCUGCGGAGAAGUUUAAGGCGGAGUCGGAGCUGGUUCGGGCAGCUGCGGAAAUGGCUAGGGUGGAAGCUGAGGCGAAGAAACGUGAGGUGGAAGUAUUGCGGGCAGAAACGGCGGCGGCUCUGGCUGCCCGGGAAGAGGAACGGGCAAAGAAGAUUGGACUGGAGGGGAAAAUAGAAUCUUUAAUGCUGACCGUGGAAGCGCACCAACGGGCAGGGGGGGGUAGGUUAAGUGAAGGGGAGGAAGGGGAGAGAGUGAGGGAGGCAAGGAAGCGAAUGGAGGAAGCAGAGAACGUGGCACAUGACUUGAGAGUGUGGGGGAGGCAACUUCAAGCUGAGUUGCUUAAAGGGGAGGAGGAGAGAAGGGGCCUAGAAGAAAGGUGUAGGAAGGUUGAAGGGAGGGUAAGGGAUGUGCAGAGAGUGAGGGAGGAGGCGGAUAGGGGGAGGGAGAGGGCGGAGAGGGAAAGGGACGAGGUGAUUGGGAGGAUGAAGGAGGUGCAAGGAGAAGUGUUGAGGCUGAGAAGGGAGGUGAAACGGCUGAUGGGAGAGGAGGUGGGAGAGGAGAAAGAGGAGGAGGAGGGAAAGGGAGGUAAUGAUGAAUCGAGACUUGAAACUGCUUUGGUUGCAGACUCUCCUGUAUCGAAGGGAAACUCAAAGGGGACAGUAGAAACUGAAGCUGAGGGGCAGCUGUUGCAGCUGCGUGGGUUGAUGGCAGCAGGAGGAAGGGAGGGGGAGGAGAGGUAUGGAGAGGAGGCGGAGAGGGUUAUACAGGAACUGGAGAAUGCUCUUAGCGAGUCAGAGAGGAGGAGAGUGAGUGCUGAGCAUGAGAGGGAUGUUGCUGCAAGGGAGAGGGAUGUAGCAGAGAGGGAAAGGGACGUAGCAGAGAGGCGGCUGGUUGAGAGGGAGAGGGAGAGGGAAGAAAGAGAGGGGGAGAGGGAGGAAAGAGAGAGGGAGAGGGAAGAACAAGAGAGGGAGAGGGAGGAGACGCGGUUACAGGCGGAGAAGGCGUGGAGUGAGGCUGAGCAGAAGAGAGAGGAGGCUGAGGCAGCGAAAUGCGAGGCGGAGAAAGAGAGGGAGGAAGCGGAGAAGGCAAGGAGUGAGGCUGAGCAGAAGAGGGAGGAAGCGGAGAAGGCAAGGAGUGAGGCUGAGCAGAAGAGAGAGGAGGCUGUGGCAGCGAAAUGCGAGGCGGAGAAAGAGAGGGAGGAAGUGGAGAAGGCAAGGAGUGAGGCUGAGCAGAAGAGAGAGGAGGCUGAGGCAGCGAAAUGCGAGGCGGAGAAAGAGAGGGAGGCAGUGGAGAAGGCAAGGAGUGAGGCUGAGCAGAAGAGAGAGGAGGCUGAGGCAGCGAAAUGCGAGGCGGAGAAAGAAAGGGAGGAAGCGGAGAAGGCAAGGAGUGAGGCUGAGCAGAGGAGAGAGGAGGCUGAGGCAGCGAAAUGCGAGGCGGAGAAAGAGAGGGAGGAAGCGGAGAAGGCAAGGAGUGAGGCUGAGCAGAAGAGGGAGGAAGCGGAGAAGGCAAGGAGUGAGGCUGAGCAGAAGAGAGAGGAGGCUGAGGCAGCGAAAUGCGAGGCGGAGCAAGAGAGGGAGGAAGCGGGGAAGGCAAGGAUUGAGGCUGAGCAAGCUAAAUGCGAGGCGGAGAAAGGGAGGGAGGAAGCGGAGAAGGCAAGGAGUGAAGCUGAGAAUAAGAGAGAGGAGGCUGAGGCAGGGAAAUGCGAGGCGGAGAAAGAGAGGGAGGAAGCGGAGAAGGCAAGGAGUGAGGCUGAUGCAGCUAAAUGCGAGGCGGAGAAAGGGAGGGAGGAAUCGGAGAAGGCAAAGAGUGAGGCUGAGCAGAAGAGAGAGGAGGCUGAGGCAGCGAAAUGCGAGGCGAAGAAAGAGAGGGAGGAAGCGGAGAAGGCAAGGAGUGAGGCUGAGCAGAAGAGAGAGGAGGCUGAGGCAGCGAAAUGCGAGGCGGAGAAAGAGAGGGAGGAAGCGGAGAAGGCAAGGAGCGAGGCUGAGCAGAAUAGAGAGGAGGCUGAGGCAGCGAAAUGCGAGGCGGAGAAAAAGAGGGAGGAAGCGCAGAAGGCAAGGAGCGAGGCUGAGCGGAAUAGAGAGGAGGCUGAGGCAGCGAAAUGCGAGGCGGAGAAAGAGAGGGAGGAAGCGGAGAAGGCAAGGAGUGAGGCUGAGCAGAAGAGAGAGGAGGCUGAGACAGCGAAAUGCGAGGCGGAGAAAGAGAGGGAGGAAGCGGAGAAGGCAAGGAGUGAGGCUGAGCAGAAGAGAGAGGAGGCUGAGGCAGCGAAAUGCAAGGCGGAGAAAGAGAGGGAGGAAGUGGAGCAGGCAAGGAGUGAGGCUGAGCAGAAGAGAGAGGAGGCUGAGGCAGCGAAAUGCGAGGCGGAGAAAGAGAGGGAGGAAGCGGAGAAGGCAAGGAGUGAGGCUGAAGCUGCUAAAUGCGAGGCGGAGAAAGAGAGGGAGGACGCGGAGGCAAGGAGUGAGGCUGAGCAGAAGAGAGAGGAGGCUGAGGCAGCGAAAUGCGAGUGGGAGAAAGAGAGGGAGGAAGCGGAGAAGGCAAGGAGUGAGGCUGAGCAGAAGAGAGAGGAGGCUGAGGCAGCGAAAUGCGAGUCGGAGAAAGAGAGGGAGGAAGCGGAGAAGGCAAGGAGUGAGGCUGAGCAGAAGAGAGAGGAGGCUGAGGCAGCGAAAUGCGAGGCGGAGAAAGAUAGGGAGGAAGCGGAGAAGGCAAGGAGUGAGGCUGAGCAGAAGAGAGAGGAGGCUGAGACAGCGAAAUGCGAGGCGGAGAAAGAGAGGGAGGAAGCGGAGAAGGCAAGGAGUGAGGCUGAGCAGAAGAGAGAGGAGGCUGAGGCAGCGAAAUGCGCGGCGGAGAAAGAGAGGGAGGAAGCGGAGAAGGCAAGGAGUGAGGCUGAACAGAAGAGAGAGGAGGCUGAGGCAGCGAAAUGCGAGGCGGAGAAAGAGAGGGAGGAAGCGGAGAAGGCAAGGAGCGAGGCUGAGCAGAAUAGAGAGGAGGCUGAGGCAGCAAAAUGCGAGGCGGAGAAAAAGAGGGAGGAAGCGCAGAAGGCAAGGAGCGAGGCUGAGCGGAAUAGAGAGGAGGCUGAGGCAGCAAAAUGCGAGGCGGAGAAAGAGAGGGAGGAAGCGGAGAAGGCAAGGAGCGAGGCUGAGCAGAAUAGAGAGGAGGCUGAGGCAGCGAAAUGCGUGGCGGACAAAAAGAGGGAGGAAGCGCAGAAGGCAAGGAGUGAGGCUGAGCAGAAGAGAGAGGAGGCUGAGGCAGCGAAAUGCGAGGCGGAGAAAGAGAGUGAGGAAGCGGAGAAGGCAAGGAGUGAGGCUGAGCAGAAGAGAGAGGAGGCUGAGGCAGCGAAAUGCGAGGCGGAGAAAGAGAGGGAGGAAUCGGAGAAGGCAAGGAGGGAGGCUGAGCAGAAGAGGGUGGAGGCUGAGGCAGCGAAAUGCGAGGCGGAGAAAGAGAGGGAGGAAGCGGAGAAGGCAAGGAAUGAGGCUGAGCAGAAGAGAGAGGAGGCUGAGGCAGCGAAAUGCGUGGCGGAGAAAGAGAGGGAGGAAGCGGAGAAGGCAAGGAGUGAGGCUGAGCAGAAGAGAGAGGAGGCUGAGGCAGCGAAAUGCAAGGCGGAGAAAGAGAGGGAGGAAGCGGAGCAGGCAAGGAGUGAGGCUGAGCAGAAGAGAGAGGAGGCUGGGGCAGCGAAAUGCGAGGCGGAGAAAGAGAGGGAGCAAGCGGAGAAGGCAAAGAGUGAGGCUGAGAAGAAGAGGGAGGAAGCGGAGAAGGCAAGGAGUGAGGCUGAGCAGAAGAGAGAGGAGGCUGAGGCAGCGAAAUGCGAGGCGGAGAAAGAGAGGGAGGAAGCGGAGAAGGCAAGGAGUGAGGCUGAGCAGAAGAGGGAGGAGGCUGAGGCAGCGAAAUGCGAGGCGGAGAAAGAGAGGGAGGAAGCGGAGAAGGCAAGGAGUGAGGCUGAGCAGAAGAGAGAGGAGGCUGAGACAGCGAAAUGCGAGGCGGAGAAAGAGAGGGAGGAAGCAGAGAAGGCAAGGAGUGAGGCUGAGCAGAAGAGAGAGGAGGCUGAGGCAGCGAAAUUCAAGGCGGAGAAAGAGAGGGAGGAAGCGGAGCAGGCAAGGAGUGAGGCUGAGCAAAAGAGAGAGGAGGCUGAGGCAGCGAAAUGCGAGGCGGAGAAAGAGAGGGAGGAAGCGGAGAAGGCAAGGAGUGAGGCUGAAGCUGCUAAAUGCGAGGCGGAGAAAGAGAGGGAGGACGCGGAGAAGGCAAGGAGUGAGGCUGAGCAGAAGAGAGAGGAGGCUGAGGCAGCGAAAUGCGAGUUGGAGAAAGAGAGGGAGGAAGCGGAGAAGGCAAGGAGUGAGGCUGAGCAGAAGAGAGAGGAGGCUGAGGCAGCGAAAUGCGAGUCGGAGAAAGAGAGGGAGGAAGCGGAGAAGGCAAGGAGUGAGGCUGAGCAGAAGAGAGAGGAGGCUGAGGCAGCGAAAUGCGAGGCGGAGAAAGAUAGGGAGGAAGCGGAGAAGGCUAGGAGUGAGGCUGAGCAGAAGAGAGAGGAGGCUGAGACAGCGAAAUGCGAGGCGGAGAAAGAGAGGGAGGAAGCGGAGAAGGGAAGGAGUGAGGCUGAGCAGAAGAGAGAGGAGGCUGAGGCAGCGAAAUGCGCGGCGGAGAAAGAGAGGGAGGAAGCGGAGAAUGCAAGGAGUGAGGCUGAGCAGAAGAGAGAGGAGGCUGAGGCAGCGAAAUUCGAGGCGGAGAAAGAGAGGGAGGAAGCGGAGAAGGCAAGGAGUGAGGCUGAACAGAAGAGAGAGGAGGCUGAGGCAGCGAAAUGCGAGGCGGAGAAAGAGAGGGAGGAAGCGGAGAAGGCAAGGAGUGAGGCUGAGCAGAAGAGAGAGGAGGCUGAGGCAGCGAAAUGCGAGGCGGAGAAAGAUAGGGAGGAAGCGGAGAAGGCAAGGAGUGAGGCUGAGCAGAAGAGAGAGGAGGCUGAGAUAGCGAAAUGCGAGGCGGAGAAAGAGAGGGAGGAAGCGGAGAAGGCAAGGAGUGAGGCUGAGCAGAAGAGAGAGGAGGCUGAGGCAGCGAAAUUCAAGACGGAGAAAGAGAGGGAGGAAGCGGAGCAGGCAAGGAGUGAGGCUGAGCAGAAGAGAGAGGAGGCUGAGGCAGCGAAAUGCGAGGCGGAGAAAGAGAGGGAGGAAGCGGAGAAGGCAAGGAGUGAGGCUGAAGCUGCUAAAUGCGAGGCGGAGAAAGAGAGGGAGGACGCGGAGAAGGCAUGGAGUGAGGCUGAGCAGAAGAGAGAGGAGGCUGAGGCAGCGAAAUGCGAGUCGGAGAAAGAGAGGGAGGAAGCGGAGAAGGCAAGGAGUGAGUCUGAGCAGAAGAGAGAGGAGGCUGAGGCAGCGAAAUGCGAGUCGGAGAAAGAGAGGGAGGAAGCGGAGAAGGCAAGGAGUGAGGCUGAGCAGAAGAGAGAGGAGGCUGAGGCAGCGAAAUGCGAGGCGGAGAAAGAUAGGGAGGAAGCGGAGAAGGCAAGGAGUGAGGCUGAGCAGAAGAGAGAGGAGGCUGAGACAGCGAAAUGCGAGGCGGAGAAAGAGAGGGAGGAAGCGGAGAAGGGAAGGAGUGAGGCUGAGCAGAAGAGAGAGGAGGCUGAGGCAGCGAAAUGCGCGGCGGAGAAAGAGAGGGAGGAAGCGGAGAAGGCAAGGAGUGAGGCUGAGCAGAAGAGAGAGGAGGCUGAGGCAGCGAAAUUCGAGGCGGAGAAAGAGAGGGAGGAAGCGGAGAAGGCAAGGAGUGAGGCUGAACAGAAGAGAGAGGAGGCUGAGGCAGCGAAAUGCGAGGCGGAGAAAAAGAGGGAGGAAGCGGAGAAGGCAAGGAGCGAGGCUGAGCAGAAUAGAGAGGAGGCUGAGGCAGCGAAAUGCGAGGCGGACAAAAAGAGGGAGGAAGCGCAGAAGGCAAGGAGCGAGGCUGAGCGGAAUAGAGAGGAGGCUGAGGCAGCGAAAUGCGAGGCGGAGAAAGAGAGGGAGGAAGCGGAGAAGGCAAGGAGUGAGGCUGAGCAGAAGAGAGAGGAGGCUGAGGCAGCGAAAUGCGAGGCGGAGAAAGAGAGGGAGGAAGCGGAGAAGGCAAGGAGUGAGGCUGAGCAGAAGAGAGAGGAGGCUGAGGCAGCGAAAUGCGAGGCGGAGAAAGAGAGGGAGGAAGCGGAGAAGGCAAGGAGCGAGGCUGAGCAGAAGAGAGAGGAGGCUGAGGCAGCGAAAUGCGAAGCGGAGAAAGAGAGGGAGGAAGCGGAGAAGGCAAGGAGGGAGGCUGAGCAGAAGAGGGAGGAAGUGGAGAAGGCAAGGAGUGAGGCUGAGCAGAAGAGAGAGGAGGCUGAGGCAGCGAAAUGCGAGGCCGAGAAAGAGAGGGAGGAAGCGGAGAAGGCAAGGAGUGAGGCUGAGCAGAAGAGGGAGGAGGCUGAGGCAGCGAAAUGCGAGGCGGAGAAAGAGAGGGAGGAAGCGGAGAAGGCAAGGAGUGAGGCUGAGCAGAAGAGAGAGGAGGCUGAGAUAGCGAAAUGCGAGGCGGAGAAAGAGAGGGAGGAAGCGGAGAAGGCAAGGAGUGAGGCUGAGCAGAAGAGAGAGGAGGCUGAGGCAGCGAAAUUCAAGGCGGAGAAAGAGAGGGACGAAGCGGAGCAGGCAAGGAGUGAGGCUGAGCAGAAGAGAGAGGAGGCUGAGGCAGCGAAAUGCGAGGCGGAGAAAGAGAGGGAGGAAGCGGAGAAGGCAAGGAGUGAGGCUGAAGCUGCUAAAUGCGAGGCGGAGAAAGAGAGGGAGGACGCGGAGAAGGCAAGGAGUGAGGCUGAGCAGAAGAGAGAGGAGGCUGAGGCAGCGAAAUGCGAGACGGAGAAAGAUAGGGAGGAAGCGGAGAAGGCAAGGAGUGAGGCUGAGCAGAAGAGAGAGGAGGCUGAGGCAGCGAAAUGCGAGUCGGAGAAAGAGAGGGAGGAAGCGGAGAAGGCAAGGAGUGAGGCUGAGCAGAAGAGAGAGGAGGCUGAGGCAGCGAAAUGGGAGGCGGAGAAAGAUAGGGAGGAAGCGGAGAAGGCAAGGAGUGAGGCUGAGCAGAAGAGAGAGGAGGCUGAGACAGCGAAAUGCGAGGCGGAGAAAGAGAGGGAGGAAGCGGAGAAGGGAUGGAGUGAGGCUGAGCAGAAGAGAGAGGAGGCUGAGGCAGCGAAAUGCGCGGCGGAGAAAGAGAGGGAGGAAGCGGAGAAGGCAAGGAGUGAGGCUGAGCAGAAGAGAGAGGAGGCUGAGGCAACGAAAUGCGAGGCGGAGAAAGAGAGGGAGGAAGCGGAGAAGGCAAGGAGUGAGGCUGAGAAAAAGAGAGAGGAGGCUGACGCAGCGAAAUGCGAGGCGGAGAAAGAGAGGGAGGAAGCGGAGAAGGCAAGGAGUGAGGCUGAGCAGAAGAGAGAGGAGGCUGAGGCAGCGAAAUGCGAGGCGGAGAAAGAGAGGGAGGAAGCGGAGAAGGCAAGGAGUGAGGCUGAUGCAGCGAAAUGCGAGGCGGAGAAAGAGAGGGAGGAAGCGGAGAAGGCAAAGAGUGAGGCUGAGCAGAAGAGAGAGGAGGCUGAGGCAGCGAAAUGCGAGGCGGAGAAAGAGAGGGAGGAAGUGGAGAUGGCAAGGAGUGAGGCUGAGCAGAAGAGAGAGGAGGCUGAGGCAGCGAAUUGCGAGGCGGAGAAAGAGAGUGAGGAAGCGGAGAAGGCAAGGAGUGAGGCUGAGCAGAAGAGAGAGGAGGCUGAGGCAGCGAAAUGCGAGGCGGAGAAAGAGAGGGAGGAAGCGGAGAAGGCAAGGAGUGAGGCUGAGCAGAAGAGAGAGGAGGCUGAGGCAGUGAAAUGCGAGGCGGAGAAAGAGAGGGAGGAAGCGGAGAAGGCAAGGAGUGAGGCUGAGCAGAAGAGAGAGGAGGCUGAGGCAGCGAAAUGCGAGGCGGAGAAAGAGAAGGAGGAAGCGGAGAAGGCAAGGAGUGAGGCUGAGCAGAAGAGGGAGGAGGCUGAGGUAGCGAAAUGCGAGGCGGAGAAAGAGAGGGAGGAAGCGGAGAAGGCAAGGAGUGAGGCUGAGCAGAAGAGAGAGGAGGCUGAGACAGCGAAAUGCGAGGCGGAGAAAGAGAGGGAGGAAGCAGAGAAGGCAAGGAGUGAGGCUGAGCAGAAGAGAGAGGAGGCUGAGGCAGCGAAAUGCGAGGCGGAGAAAGAGAGGGAGGAAGCGGAGAAGGCAAGGAGUGAGGCUGAGCAGAAGAGAGAGGAGGCUGAGGCAGCGAAAUGCGAGGCGGAGAAAGAGAGGGAGGAAGCGGAGAAGGCAAGGAGUGAGGCUGAGCAGAAGAGAGAGGAGGCUGAGGCAGCGAAAUGCGAGGCGGAGAAAGAGAGGGAGGAAGCGGAGAAGGCAAGGAGUGAGGCUGAGCAAAAGAGAGAGGAGGCUGAGGCAGCGAAAUGCGAGGCGGAGAAAGAGAGGGAGGAAGCGGAGAAGGCAAGGAGUGAGGCUGAGCAAAAGAGAGAGGAGGCUGAGGCAGCGAAAUGCGAGGCGGAGAAAGAGAGGGACGAAGUGGAGAAGGCAAGGAGUGAGGCUGAGCAGAAGAGAGAGGAGGCUGAGGCAGCGAAAUGCGAGGCGGAGAAAGAGAGGGAGGAAGCGGAGAAGGCAAGGAGUGAGGCUGAGCAGAAGAGAGAGGAGGCUGAGGCAGCGAAAUGCGAGGCGGAGAAAGAGAGGGAGGAAGCGGAGAAGGCAAGGAGUGAGGCUGAGCAGAAGAGAGAGGAGGCUGAGGCAGCGAAAUGCGAGGCAGAGAAAGAGAGUGAGGAAGCGGAGAAGGCAAGGAGUGAGGCUGAGCAGAAGAGAGAGGAGGCUGAGGCAGCGAAAUGCGAGGCGGAGAAAGAGAGGGAGGAAGCGGAGAAGGCAAGGAGUGAGGCUGAGCAGAAGAGAGAGGAGGCUGAGGCAGCGAAAUGCGAGGCGGAGAAAGAGAGGGAGGAAGCGGAGAAGGCAAGGAGUGAGGCUGAGCAAAAGAGAGAGGAGGCUGAGGCAGCGAAAUGCGAGGCGGAGAAAGAGAGGGAGGAAGCGGAGAAGGCAAGGAGUGAGGCUGAGCAAAAGAGAGAGGAGGCUGAGGCAGCGAAAUGCGAGGCGGAGAAAGAGAGGGACGAAGUGGAGAAGGCAAGGAGUGAGGCUGAGCAGAAGAGAGAGGAGGCUGAGGCAGCGAAAUGCGAGGCGGAGAAAGAGAGGGAGGAAGCGGAGAAGGCAAGGAGUGAGGCUGAGCAGAAGAGAGAGGAGGCUGAGGCAGCGAAAUGCGAGGCGGAGAAAGAGAGGGAGGAAGCGGAGAAGGCAAGGAGUGAGGCUGAGCAGAAGAGAGAGGAGGCUGAGGCAGCGAAAUGCGAGGCGGAGAAAGAGAGUGAGGAAGCGGAGAAGGCAAGGAGUGAGGCUGAGCAGAAGAGAGAGGAGGCUGAGGCAGCGAAAUGCAAGGCGGAGAAAGAGAGGGAGGAAGCGGAGAAGGCAAGGAGUGAGGCUGAGCAGAAGAGAGAGGAGGUUGAGGCAGCGAAAUGCGAGGCGGAGAAAGAGAGGGAGGAAGCGGAGAAGGCAAAGAGUGAGGCUGAGCAGAAGAGAGAGGAGGUUGAGGCAGCGAAAUGCGAGGCGGAGAAAGAGAGGGAGGAAGCGGAGAUGGCAAGGAGUGAGGCUGAGCAGAAGAGAGAGGAGGCUGAGGCAGCAAAAUGCAAGGCGGAGAAAGAGAGGGAGGACGCGAAGAAGGCAAGGAGUGAGGCUGAGCAGAAGAGAGAGGAGGCUGAGGCAGCGAAAUGUGAGGCGGAGAAAGAGAGGGAGGAAGCGGAGAUGGCAAGGAGUGAGGCUGAGCAGAAGAGAGAGGAGGCUGAGGCAGCGAAAUGCAAGGCGGAGAAAGAGAGGGAGGACGCGAAGAAGGCAAGGAGUGAGGCUGAGCAGAAGAGAGAGGAGGCUGAGGCAGCGAAAUGCGAGGCGGAGAAAGAGAAGGAGGAAGCGGAGAAGGCAAGGAGUGAGGCUGAGCAGAAGAGGGAGGAGGCUGAGGUAGCGAAAUGCGAGGCGGAGAAAGAGAGGGAGGAAGCGGAGAAGGCAAGGAGUGAGGCUGAGCAGAAGAGAGAGGAGGCUGAGACAGCGAAAUGCGAGGCGGAGAAAGAGAGGGAGGAAGCAGAGAAGGCAAGGAGUGAGGCUGAGCAGAAGAGAGAGGAGGCUGAGGCAGCGAAAUGCGAGGCGGAGAAAGAGAGGGAGGAAGCGGAGAAGGCAAGGAGUGAGGCUGAGCAGAAGAGAGAGGAGGCUGAGGCAGCGAAAUGCGAGGCGGAGAAAGAGAGGGAGGAAGCGGAGAAGGCAAGGAGUGAGGCUGAGCAGAAGAGAGAGGAGGCUGAGGCAGCGAAAUGCGAGGCGGAGAAAGAGAGGGAGGAAGCGGAGAAGGCAAGGAGUGAGGCUGAGCAAAAGAGAGAGGAGGCUGAGGCAGCGAAAUGCGAGGCGGAGAAAGAGAGGGAGGAAGCGGAGAAGGCAAGGAGUGAGGCUGAGCAAAAGAGAGAGGAGGCUGAGGCAGCGAAAUGCGAGGCGGAGAAAGAGAGGGACGAAGUGGAGAAGGCAAGGAGUGAGGCUGAGCAGAAGAGAGAGGAGGCUGAGGCAGCGAAAUGCGAGGCGGAGAAAGAGAGGGAGGAAGCGGAGAAGGCAAGGAGUGAGGCUGAGCAGAAGAGAGAGGAGGCUGAGGCAGCGAAAUGCGAGGCGGAGAAAGAGAGGGAGGAAGCGGAGAAGGCAAGGAGUGAGGCUGAGCAGAAGAGAGAGGAGGCUGAGGCAGCGAAAUGCGUGGCGGAGAAAGAGAGUGAGGAAGCGGAGAAGGCAAGGAGUGAGGCUGAGCAGAAGAGAGAGGAGGCUGAGGCAGCGAAAUGCGAGGCGGAGAAAGAGAGGGAGGAAGCGGAGAAGGCAAGGAGUGAGGCUGAGCAGAAGAGAGAGGAGGCUGAGGCAGCGAAAUGCGAGGCGGAGAAAGAGAGGGAGGAAGCGGAGAAGGCAAGGAGUGAGGCUGAGCAAAAGAGAGAGGAGGCUGAGGCAGCGAAAUGCGAGGCGGAGAAAGAGAGGGAGGAAGCGGAGAAGGCAAGGAGUGAGGCUGAGCAAAAGAGAGAGGAGGCUGAGGCAGCGAAAUGCGAGGCGGAGAAAGAGAGGGACGAAGUGGAGAAGGCAAGGAGUGAGGCUGAGCAGAAGAGAGAGGAGGCUGAGGCAGCGAAAUGCGAGGCGGAGAAAGAGAGGGAGGAAGCGGAGAAGGCAAGGAGUGAGGCUGAGCAGAAGAGAGAGGAGGCUGAGGCAGCGAAAUGCGAGGCGGAGAAAGAGAGGGAGGAAGCGGAGAAGGCAAGGAGUGAGGCUGAGCAGAAGAGAGAGGAGGCUGAGGCAGCGAAAUGCGAGGCGGAGAAAGAGAGUGAGGAAGCGGAGAAGGCAAGGAGUGAGGCUGAGCAGAAGAGAGAGGAGGCUGAGGCAGCGAAAUGCAAGGCGGAGAAAGAGAGGGAGGAAGCGGAGAAGGCAAGGAGUGAGGCUGAGCAGAAGAGAGAGGAGGUUGAGGCAGCGAAAUGCGAGGCGGAGAAAGAGAGGGAGGAAGCGGAGAAGGCAAAGAGUGAGGCUGAGCAGAAGAGAGAGGAGGUUGAGGCAGCGAAAUGCGAGGCGGAGAAAGAGAGGGAGGAAGCGGAGAUGGCAAGGAGUGAGGCUGAGCAGAAGAGAGAGGAGGCUGAGGCAGCAAAAUGCAAGGCGGAGAAAGAGAGGGAGGACGCGAAGAAGGCAAGGAGUGAGGCUGAGCAGAAGAGAGAGGAGGCUGAGGCAGCGAAAUGUGAGGCGGAGAAAGAGAGGGAGGAAGCGGAGAUGGCAAGGAGUGAGGCUGAGCAGAAGAGAGAGGAGGCUGAGGCAGCGAAAUGCAAGGCGGAGAAAGAGAGGGAGGACGCGAAGAAGGCAAGGAGUGAGGCUGAGCAGAAGAGAGAGGAGGCUGAGGCAGCGAAAUGUGAGGCGGAGAAAGAGAGGGAGGAAGCGGAGAUGGCAAGGAGUGAGGCUGAGCAGAAGAGAGAGGAGGCUGAGGCAGCGAAAUGCAAGGCGGAGAAAGAGAGGGAGGAAGCGGAGAAGGCAAGGAGUGAGGCUGAGCAGAAGAGAGAGGAGGUUGAGGCAGCGAAAUGCGAGGCGGAGAAAGAGAGGGAGGAAGCGGAGAAGGCAAAGAGUGAGGCUGAGCAGAAGAGAGAGGAGGUUGAGGCAGCGAAAUGCGAGGCGGAGAAAGAGAGGGAGGAAGCGGAGAAGGCAAGGAGUGAGGCUGAGCAGAAGAGAGAGGAGGCUGAGGCAGCGAAAUGCGAGGCGGAGAAAGAGAGGGAGGAAGCGGAGAAGGCAAGGAGUGAGGCUGAGCAGAAGAGAGAGGAGGCUGAGGCAGCGAAAUGCGAGGCAGAGAAAGAAAGGGAGGAAGCGGAGAAGGCAAGGAGUGAGGCUGAGCAGAAGAGAGAGGAGGCUGAGGCAGCGAAAUGCGAGGCGGAGAAAGAGAGUGAGGAAGCGGAGAAGGCAAGGAGUGAGGCUGAGCAGAAGAGAGAGGAGGCUGAGGCAGCGAAAUGCGAGGCGGAGAAAGAGAGGGAGGAAGCGGAGAAGGCAAGGAGUGAGGCUGAGCAGAGAAGAGAGGAGGCUGAGGCAGCGAAAUGCGAGGCGGAGAAAGAUAGGGAGGAAGCGGAGAAGGCAAGGAGUGAGGCUGAGCAGAAGAGAGAGGAGGCUGAGGCAGCGAAAUGCGAGGCGGAGAAAGAGAGGGAGGAAGCGGAGAAGGCAAGGAGUGAGGCUGAGCAGAAGAGAGAGGAGGCUGUGGCAGCGAAAUGCGAGGCGGAGAAAGAGAGGGAGGAAGCGGAGAAGGCAAGGAGUGAGGCUGAUGCAGCGAAAUGCGAGGCGGAGAAAGAGAGGGAGGAAGCAGAGAAGGCAAGGAGUGAGGCUGAGCAGAAGAGAGAGGAGGCUGAGGCAGCGAAAUGCGAGGCGGAGAAAGAUAGGGAGGAAGCGGAGAAGGCAAGGAGUGAGGCUGAGCAGAAGAGAGAGGAGGCUGAGGCAGCGAAAUGCGAGGCGGAGAAAGAGAGGGAGGAAGCGGAGAAGGCAAGGAGUGAGGCUGAGCAGAAGAGAGAGGAGGCUGAGGCAGCGAAAUGCGCGGCGGAGAAAGAGAGGGAGGAAGCGGAGAAUGCAAGGAGUGAGGCUGAGCAGAAGAGAGAGGAGGCUGAGGCAGCAAAAUGCAAGGCGGAGAAAGAGAGGGAGGACGCGGAGAAGGCAAGGAGUGAGGCUGAGCAGAAGAGAGAGGAGGCUGAGGCAGCGAAAUUCGAGGCGGAGAAAGAGAGGGAGGAAGCGGAGAAGGCAAGGAGUGAGGCUGAGCAGAAGAGAGAGGAGGCUGAGGCAGCGAAAUGCGAGGCGGAGAAAGAGAGCGAGGAAGCGGAGAUGGCAAGGAGUGAGGCUGAGCAGAAGAGAGAGGAGGCUGAGGCAGCGAAAUGCGAGGCGGAGAAAGAGAGGGAGGAAGCGGAGAAGGCAAGGAGUGAGGCUGAGCAGAAGAGAGAGGAGGCUGAGGCAGUGAAAUGCGAGGCGGAGAAAGAGAGGGAGGAAGCGGAGAAGGCAAGGAGUGAGGCUGAGCAGAAGAGAGAGGAGGCUGAGGCAGCGCAAUGCGAGGCGGAGAAAGAGAGGGAGGAAGCGGAGAAGGCAAGGAGUGAGGCUGAGCAAAAGAGAGAGGAGGCUGAGGCAGCGAAAUGCGAGGCGGAGAAAGAGAGGGAGGAAGCGGAGAUGGCAAGGAGUGAGGCUGAGCAGAAGAGAGAGGAGGCUGAGGCAGCGAAAUGCAAGGCGGAGAAAGAGAGGGAGGAAGCGGAGAAGGCAAGGAGUGAGGCUGAGCAGAAGAGAGAGGAGGUUGAGGCAGCGAAAUGCGAGGCGGAGAAAGAGAGGGAGGAAGCGGAGAAGGCAAAGAGUGAGGCUGAGCAGAAGAGAGAGGAGGUUGAGGCAGCGAAAUGCGAGGCGGAGAAAGAGAGGGAGGAAGCGGAGAAGGCAAGGAGUGAGGCUGAGCAGAAGAGAGAGGAGGCUGAGGCAGCGAAAUGCGAGGCGGAGAAAGAGAGGGAGGAAGCGGAGAAGGCAAGGAGUGAGGCUGAGCAGAAGAGAGAGGAGGCUGAGGCAGCGAAAUGCGAGGCAGAGAAAGAAAGGGAGGAAGCGGAGAAGGCAAGGAGUGAGGCUGAGCAGAAGAGAGAGGAGGCUGAGGCAGCGAAAUGCGAGGCGGAGAAAGAGAGUGAGGAAGCGGAGAAGGCAAGGAGUGAGGCUGAGCAGAAGAGAGAGGAGGCUGAGGCAGCGAAAUGCGAGGCGGAGAAAGAGAGGGAGGAAGCGGAGAAGGCAAGGAGUGAGGCUGAGCAGAGAAGAGAGGAGGCUGAGGCAGCGAAAUGCGAGGCGGAGAAAGAUAGGGAGGAAGCGGAGAAGGCAAGGAGUGAGGCUGAGCAGAAGAGAGAGGAGGCUGAGGCAGCGAAAUGCGAGGCGGAGAAAGAGAGGGAGGAAGCGGAGAAGGCAAGGAGUGAGGCUGAGCAGAAGAGAGAGGAGGCUGAGGCAGCGAAAUGCGAGGCGGAGAAAGAGAGGGAGGAAGCGGAGAAGGCAAGGAGUGAGGCUGAGCAGAAGAGAGAGGAGGCUGAGGCAGCAAAAUGCAAGGCGGAGAAAGAGAGGGAGGACGCGGAGAAGGCAAGGAGUGAGGCUGAGCAGAAGAGAGAGGAGGCUGAGGCAGCGAAAUUCGAGGCGGAGAAAGAGAGGGAGGAAGCGGAGAAGGCAAGGAGUGAGGCUGAGCAGAAGAGAGAGGAGGCUGAGGCAGCGAAAUGCGAGGCGGAGAAAGAGAGCGAGGAAGCGGAGAUGGCAAGGAGUGAGGCUGAGCAGAAGAGAGAGGAGGCUGAGGCAGCGAAAUGCGAGGCGGAGAAAGAGAGGGAGGAAGCGGAGAAGGCAAGGAGUGAGGCUGAGCAGAGAAGAGAGGAGGCUGAGGCAGCGAAAUGCGAGGCGGAGAAAGAUAGGGAGGAAGCGGAGAAGGCAAGGAGUGAGGCUGAGCAGAAGAGAGAGGAGGCUGAGGCAGCGAAAUGCGAGGCGGAGAAAGAGAGGGAGGAAGCGGAGAAGGCAAGGAGUGAGGCUGAGCAGAAGAGAGAGGAGGCUGUGGCAGCGAAAUGCGAGGCGGAGAAAGAGAGGGAGGAAGCGGAGAAGGCAAGGAGUGAGGCUGAUGCAGCGAAAUGCGAGGCGGAGAAAGAGAGGGAGGAAGCAGAGAAGGCAAGGAGUGAGGCUGAGCAGAAGAGAGAGGAGGCUGAGGCAGCGAAAUGUGAGGCGGAGAAAGAGAGGGAGGAAGCGGAGAUGGCAAGGAGUGAGGCUGAGCAGAAGAGAGAGGAGGCUGAGGCAGCGAAAUGCAAGGCGGAGAAAGAGAGGGAGGAAGCGGAGAAGGCAAGGAGUGAGGCUGAGCAGAAGAGAGAGGAGGUUGAGGCAGCGAAAUGCGAGGCGGAGAAAGAGAGGGAGGAAGCGGAGAAGGCAAAGAGUGAGGCUGAGCAGAAGAGAGAGGAGGUUGAGGCAGCGAAAUGCGAGGCGGAGAAAGAGAGGGAGGAAGCGGAGAAGGCAAGGAGCGAGGCUGAGCAGAAGAGAGAGGAGGCUGAGGCAGCGAAAUGCGAAGCGGAGAAAGAGAGGGAGGAAGCGGAGAAGGCAAGGAGGGAGGCUGAGCAGAAGAGGGAGGAAGCGGAGAAGGCAAGGAGUGAAGCUGAGCAGAAGAGAGAGGAGGCUGAGGCAGCGAAAUGCGAGGCGGAGAAUGAAAGGGAGGAAGCGGAGAAGGCAAGGAGUGAGGCUGAGCAGAAGAGAGAGGAGGCUGAGGCAGUUAAAUGCGAGGCGGAGAAAGAGAGGGAGGAAGCGGAGAAGGCAAGGAAUUCUGUUGACAAAGCUAUGAGGGAUGCUGACAAGGCUAGACUGGAUGCUGAUGUGGCAAGACGUGAUGCUGAUGUGGCAAGACGUGAUGCUGAAAUGGCACGACGAGAGGCUGAUGCGGCCAGACGUGUUGCUGACGAAUGUAAGCUCGCUGCUGAGCUGGCAAAACAAGCUUCUGACUUGGCAAGGCAAGAUGCUGAAGUGGCGAGGCGUGCAGCCGAGCAGGCAGAGGAGGAAAGAAGGAUGGCUGAGAGAAUAAGAGAGGAGGCCGGGAAGAAUGGGGAUGGAGGGGGGUGGGUGAAGGAACUGGAACGGUUGAGGCUUGAAUUGGAGAUGACUAGGAUUGAGGGGGAGAUUGCAAGGAAAGAGCUUGAAAGAGUGACAAGGGAUGGGGAGUUUGUGAGGGAGGAGCUUCAGAGAGUGGGAAGGGAUGGAGAGAGUUUGAAGGAAGAACUAGAGAGAGUUAGAGGGGAGUUGGGGAGAGUGAGAAAGGAGCUGGAGCGAGUGACGGGGGCUAAGAGGGAGAGUGUGCGGAACCUGAGCGAGUCGUUGGUGGCUUCAGAGGAGCAGAGGAAGAAGCUGGUGGAGCUGCUUCGAAUGGCCGAGAGCUUUGAAGAAUGGGCGGACGUGUUCCCCCCUGGCCCCACCUGCCACCACACAGAGUACUUCCUCACCUUCGACGAGCUCAAGAGGAGUGGCGUCCCCUUCCCCCCCAAUCGCCACACUGCAAGCUCCCACCACUCCCCCUCCAUCCCUGUGCCGACUCCCGAGCGUGCAGCAGCCAGUCACGGCGUGCCACCUGGCGGCCUCCCCCCGCACCUGCAUCCCCAUGCCAACCACUCCACCCCUCCUCAACUCUACAACUCACCCACCUACGGCAGCCCCGUUGGGGGGGGAUACAGUCCGGGUAACCCUGCUGCUGCUGCUUAUAACGGAGCUGCUUAUAACGGGGCAGCUUAUAACGGAGCUGGUUAUGAUGGUGCGCGGUCUCCUCUUGGAGGUCCCAGGUCGUUACCACCGCAGCCACAGCCCCCUCCCUUGCAUUAUCAGCAGCCGCAGGCACAGGCACAGCAGCAGCAGAGUGGGAGUGGGUCACAGAACGGGACGAGUGCCAAGCCUAUGAGUCUGGCAGACAUCACCACGGGGUUGAACUCGGUGGAGGUGUUAUCUGACCUGCUCUCAGCCGCACCCAAGGACAACCCUGGCUCUGUGUUGGGGGACGAGUUGGUGCAGCAGCUGGUGGGGGAGUGCCGGGGGCUAGAGGGGCGUCUAGCAGCCACGAUCAACUCCACCAGUGACGAGCACCUGCUCCGUUCUGCCCUGGCUCUCAACGACGAGGUGCAGGCAGUCAUGAAGCGCCACAGCCAGCUGCAGAAAUCCUCUCCUGCCGCUGCUAGUGCUGGUGGUGGUGGUGCAUCUGCUCCUGGCUCGGCUGCAGCAGCAGGGGCAGCAGCAGCAGCAGGGGGAGUGCAGUGGGCGCAGUACGAUGGGGAGGGAGACACUGACAGCGAGCCGACCAUUCAGCUCGACAGGCGCGGACAGGCGAGGUGCGCCAUCUUCCUUCCCCAUCCGCCCCUCAGCUUCCCCCACACCCUCCUACUCGUUCCCCCACACCCUCAUACUCGUUCCCCCUUGCCCCUCCGCAUUUAUCGCACCCCCCACAUUCUCCCCAUUUUCCCCCCGUUUCUCCCGCCCUGCUUCUGCUCCCCCCCCCCACCCUACAGUGCGCCAUCUGCCUUCUCCAUCCGCCCCUCAGCUUCCCCCACCUUCUCCCCGAGCGCCCCCCCCGCCUCCCCCCUGCUCCCCCUUCCCCCUGACUGGAAACGCUCCUCCACGCCUCAUGCCCCCUCUGCCCCCACUGCCCCUGCUUCUUCUGCUGGUUCUUCUGCUAGUGGUGCUGGUGGUUCUGUUGGUGCUGACACUGGGUCAGCAGGAGAAUCUGCAGCAUCAGGAGCAGCAGCAGGAGGAGAAGGGGGAGCAGCAGGAGGAGCAGCAGCAGGGGCAGGAGCAGCACCCCCCUAUUCGCUUCCACCAUACGGCUCAGCCCCUGAUCUGCCAGCCAUGACCGCCCACAUGUCUCACUUGAACCUCGCCCAACCCUCACCCAACGCACAUCCCCACACACAUUCCGAACCUGCCUCCCGGGACGUGUCUCCCUUCCCUGCCCAAGCCUGGGGAACAGGUUCGGCUGCUGCUGCCAUUCCUGCUGCUCCCGCUGCUCCUGUUUAUCGCUCAGCCACUGAUAUGCUUCUUGCUGAGCUGUCGCCGUCCAAUCCGUUUGCGCCAGGCGUGCAAGCAGCCACAGCUGGAGGAGAAGGACAAGGGGGAGGAGCAGGAGCAUCUGUUUCCGCAGGAGCAGAGUCAGCACUACCACCAGCAGCGGCUCGUGCAUUAGACUUUGGCUCUAGCACUGCACCCAACCCCUUUGGACCCGUUCCUCCCUCUUUCACCACCGAGCCUUCCCCAUUCGAUUCCGAGCCUUCCUUUCAAGCCCUUCCAAAUUCAGGCCACUCCUCUACCGCCCCUUCCCCUGCUCCAUCUCCAUACAAUCCCCAAUCCACACACCUCCCUUCUCCCCAGACCUACCCGUCUCCAUACACUCACACCACGUUACAGUCACAGCCCCCUUCCACCUCCUCCACUCCUGCUGCUGCGCUAGGCUCUGGGUUUGGCUCUGCCCCCGGAUCUGCCCCGCCCCGCCUCUCCAAUUCCCUUCCUUCUCACUCACCCACUGACCCCUUUGGUGGUUCCGGCUCUGGUGCUGCCGGUUUAGGUGCUGGCGGGCGAGGUUUUACUGGUGCAGGCUCAUCUGGGUUCCCCGCUUCUGCUUCUCAUCCUCCCUCUACUGCCCCGAGCUACCAGUCAUCCCAUCCUGGUCAGAUGUACCCAACCCAUUAUGACCCGAAUCAGCAAUCCUGGCAGCAGCAACUCACACAACAGCAGCAGCAGCAGCAGCAGCAGCAGCAGCAGCAGCAGCAGCAGCAGCAGCAGCAGCAGCAGCAGCAGCAGCAGCAGCAGCAGCAGCAGCAGCAGCAGCAGCAGCAGCAGCAGCAGCAGCAGCAGCAGCAGCAGCAGCAGCAGCAGCAGCAGCAGCAGCAGCAGCAGCAGCAGCAGCAGCAGCAGCAGCAGCAGCAGCAGCAGCAGCAGCAGCAGCAGCAGCAGCAGCAGCAGCAGCAGCAGCAGCAGCAGCAGCAGCAGCCGCAGCAGCAACAUUAUCCGCCUCCCAUUUAUCCCCAAAUGCCAGGCCAGCAACACCAACAGGGUAUGGGGAUGGGCAUGGGGAAUUCAUACCCAUCGCUCUCUCCUACCAAGCCUCCUGCAGCUGGUUCGGUGAUGAGCCUCGGCGGUAGCAGUGGGGGCAUGCAGCAUGGCUUUCAGCAGCAGCAGCCACAGCAGCAGCAACAGCAGCAGCAGCAGCAGCAGCAGCAGCAGCAGCAGCAGGCGUUGGGACCGGCAGGAUUGACGAGACAGCAGUUGGCACGGAAUGAAGACCCCAUGCUUACAACAUCCAUGUUUGCAGAUCUGAAAGAUAUCAAUGCGUCUCUAGCUCGGGAUAUCAACUCUGCAAAAACAGGGGCAGCAGUGAGGCGUUAA
Closterium sp. Naga37s-1 is the source of this 22203-nucleotide messenger RNA. Lineage: Eukaryota; Viridiplantae; Streptophyta; Zygnematophyceae; Desmidiales; Closteriaceae. The record is from the annotation of a GenBank genome assembly.